Lycium barbarum (goji berry) is the source of this 1718-nucleotide messenger RNA. RefSeq lists its product as uncharacterized. The record is from RefSeq and is a predicted model, not a curated record. The transcript has 16 exons. The coding region runs from base 110 to 1393 and encodes 427 amino acids. NCBI's taxonomy places the organism in Eukaryota, Viridiplantae, Streptophyta, Magnoliopsida, Solanales, Solanaceae.
UAUAAAGUGGAUGCAUUCUCCCUCGUUGUUAACGGCAUCACAUCACAUGGGACUGUAACGCCCACCGAGUCACUCUAAAGCAUACAUAAAAACAAAUUCACAUAGAAGCAUGGAUAUGAAGAAGAAGGAUAAGGGAGUUAUAAUGGCGAGUCCUUUCAUCUCCAAACUAAAUGAUUCUUCCAAAUACGACUUCGUUAAGGUGAAGGUAUGGCUAGGUGAUAAUGACGAUCAUUACUAUGUUCUCUCCAGAUUUUUGCUCAGCAGAAUGUUAACUGUCACUAAGAUACCAACUCAUGUGGCGGUUAAGAUUGCCCUUGAUCUUAAAAAGCUUCUUGUUGAUAACAGCCUUCUUGAUGUCUCACAAGCAGAUUUAGAGGCAAACUUGUUUAAGCUUAUGAAGCGGAGAGGUUUCGGAGAAGAGUAUAUAAAACAUUAUAAAAUGAUGACAAGAUUUCACUACCAGAGAGUUGCUCUUGUAAUUCUUGUUUGUGGUACUGCCUGUGUUGGGAAGUCUACUAUCGCUACCCAACUUGCACAACGGCUGAACUUGCCAAAUGUCUUGCAGACAGAAAUGGUGCAUGAAUUGCUGCGCACAUCAACAGAUGCACCUUUGGCGUUAUCUCCAGUAUGGGCACGUGAUUUCAGCUCAUCUGAGGAGCUGAUAACUGAAUUUUGCAGAGAAUGCAGAAUAAUAUGGAAAGGUUUGGCUGGCGAUUUGAGAAAAGCAACGAAAGAUGGUAAACCGAUUAUAAUUGAGGGAAUGCAUUUAGAUCCAAGAAUAUUCCUGAUGGAAGAAAAGCAUAAGUUACUACCACUGCCUACUGCAGCCCGCAAAGAACCAUACAUUUCGAAGGUCAAAGACAACGAGGAAAGCAUUCCCAUUAUUGGACUUGGCAGUCAGAGUGAUGAUAUAGAUCGCUAUCCUGAGAAUGUUAGUUCAGAAGGAGCAUCUUCUAAGUUAGAUAAGCUAACAGAUUCUCUGAAGUCCAUGGAUAUUGUCGAAAAAACUUCUGAAAACGCAGAACCGGAGCAUCCUAACAAAUCUUCUGACCAUGCUGGUGAAGUAGUUAUAGAUUCAGGAGCAGACCAAAAUCCUGCUCACGGAAAACAAACUUCGGGUGAUAAACCAAUAUUUGUUCCUAUAGUUCUAAGGAUGGCUGACUUUGACCAUAAGGCAUUCCUGGAGGAGUGGGUAGCUACUCGUACAUUCAGGGAGAAGCAUCCUACCCAGGAUAAAGAUAAAGUGAUAACUAACUUGAUGACUAUUCAGGACUACCUGUGUUCCUUUACAUCACAGGGUUUGACUGUUGUUGACGUAUCAGCUGAAACAUUUCCACAGACACUAGAUUGGCUGCAUAAUUAUCUUCUUCAGUGUCUUGAGCAAGGUUUCUAGGGGAAAUCCAAGCAAAAUGCCAGAGAGUUGAUGAAUAAGGUUUUGGGAAGAGAUAGAGUUCGAGGAUCGAGCAACCUACCUCCGAACUGAAAGUGUCAAGCCUACAUGUGUUGUCCCAUGGAGGCUAGUUCUUGCUUUAAUAUUUAGUGUAAAGUAGUUGUAAGAGAAGUCUAAGAGUUUGCUCCGUGAACCCUGUGGGUGUUGUAUGUUAUGUCUCUUAAGAGACUAUAUAUGUAUAUGUUGAUGCUUUCAAACUAUAUAUUUCGGAUGCUUAUGCUUUAUGUUUAACUGUUGCGUAAUGGUAUGAGGUCGCCCGAUAUCUCGU